This is a messenger RNA of Puntigrus tetrazona (Sumatra barb), 2871 nucleotides long. It is a transcript of the gene htr1aa, whose product is annotated as 5-hydroxytryptamine (serotonin) receptor 1A a. The record is from RefSeq and is a predicted model, not a curated record. Gene Ontology annotation, cellular component: plasma membrane. Gene Ontology annotation, molecular function: G protein-coupled serotonin receptor activity. Gene Ontology annotation, biological process: regulation of behavior; regulation of vasoconstriction; adenylate cyclase-activating adrenergic receptor signaling pathway. Lineage: Eukaryota; Metazoa; Chordata; Actinopteri; Cypriniformes; Cyprinidae. The transcript has a single exon. Bases 1152 to 2360 code for a protein of 402 amino acids.
UUAUCGCACAAUGUUUAGUAUCAGUCGUGUAUGUUGAUAGACUUUGCGACAGCAGUAGUAAGAAUGCAUUGAUAGGGUUGAUAUUUCAGCGCUUUUUCAGUAUUAAACGAAGCGGGAGACUGAAAGUCUGUGCUGCAUGAAGUUAACAGUGAUCUGAAUGGUUAGAAAGAGAGGUCUCGUUUCACUACACAUCCUCAUUACGUUCUUUCAUCUUUUUUGCCAUGUUCUCACCAGAUGGCAGCAGAUUUCCGUUCUGGGGAACUCGGGGAACUGUCCGCGGUGCUGAAAGUGCACUUUCCCGAUGCAUCUCUAAAGCCACAGCCGGUCUAUAUAGUGCACUAUUACAAUAAAUCUAAUAAUCAUCAAAAGGAUCGUGAUAUUCAAAACAUUCUUACUGUCGUGUUAUCUUACAGAAAAAACAUAGAACCUAAAAAUAGUUCUAAAUAAAGUGGUAGCCUAUUAUUACAAUUAUUCCAGCCUUACCGAAUAACAUUAAGUACAUUAAGCAAAACCUUUAUGAUUAAUUAAAACGUGUAAAAAUAGCUCUUUAAGACAACAAUCGCAGGUCACGAUACGUAGUGUCCGAUUAUGUAAUAGCCUAUUAAGGGAUGCAUUUUUAAGAAUUGCAUUAUUUGUAUACUUUAUACGUAAUUUAUUCUUCAGAUCUAUCUAUAUGCACUGUAUUUUUGCAUCAUUAUAAUCAUAAUAGUUUUUAUCCCCAAUGAUUACAUCAAUUUGUAAUAAAAUGGAUUUUCAACAUGUUUAAAGAAAACGUGCCUUUGUCAGCAAAACAAGCACCAACGACGCAAUUUACCAGACGCAGCGCGCGGUUGAAUUCGCUUUCUCAACUUUCAUAACAGCAACUGUUGACUACCUCAAAACAUAUUGUACUAGAACUCAGCACAUGCGAAAGGACAACUUCGUCCUGCCGUAAAGCUCGCACGGCCGCUCUGCGAAGUGCGCGCGCCAACCUCUCCUCAGCCAUCUCUGACGCACUUAGCACGACUCGUAUAAAUGAAUUCACUUCGUCACCGGGCGCCAAUGAUCGCAGCUCGAGCGUGCGGCACUUCCUGAGCCCGGAGCCCGCCAUGCGUCUUCAGAGCAGCGAGGUGACCGGCGCGAGGGACUGUCUCUGAGUGACCGCUCUCACCAUGGAGAGUUACAACAACACCACAGAGAGCCGAGACUGGAGCGGGAACGCGACGACAGUCAGCGAAGUUGCUUUAAGUUACCAAAUCAUCGGCUCGCUUCUCCUGGCCGCGUUAAUUCUGUUUGCCGUAUUGGGAAACGCGUGUGUCAUCGCUGCCAUCGCCUUGGAGAGAUCGCUUCAGAAUGUGGCAAACUAUCUUAUCGGUUCCCUGGCCGUCACAGACCUCAUGGUGUCGGUUCUAGUGCUACCCAUGGCAGCCCUGUAUCAGGUUCUGAACAAGUGGACUUUGGGACAGGAGAUGUGCGAUAUUUUCAUCUCUCUAGACGUGUUGUGCUGCACCUCUUCCAUCCUGCACCUGUGCGCAAUCGCUUUGGAUAGAUACUGGGCCAUCACCGACCCCAUAGACUACGUGAAUAAAAGGACCCCGAGACGGGCGGCUAUCUUGAUCAGCCUCACUUGGCUAAUAGGAUUUUCCAUUUCCAUUCCUCCCAUGUUGGGCUGGAGGAAACCAGAGGACCGGGCAGAUCCCGACGCGUGCACAAUCAGCCAAGACCACGGGUACACCAUCUACUCAACUUUUGGAGCUUUCUACAUCCCCCUCAUCCUCAUGCUGGUCCUCUACGGGCGGAUAUUCCGAGCGGCGAGGUUUCGCAUAAGGAAAACCGUGAAGAAAACCGAGAAGGCUAAAAUCGCGGACAAAUGCCUGGCGGUGUCUCCGGCGCUGUUCCCGAGGAAGGCGAACGGCGAGGUGGGCAAAACUUGGAGGCGAAGCGUGGAGCCGCAACCGGGCUCCUGCGUAAACGGAGCGCUGAAACACUCGGACGACGGAGAGUCGUUCGAGAUCACAGAAGUUCAGACCGUCUCCAGAAACCACCUGAGCCUGCCCAACAACCCCCAGCCGUGCUUCGAGAGCAGGAACGAGAAAAACACCGAGGCGAAGCGCAAAGUGGCUCUGGCCAGAGAGCGCAAAACGGUCAAGACUCUGGGAAUCAUUAUGGGCACGUUCAUUUUCUGCUGGCUGCCCUUCUUCAUCGUGGCGCUUGUUUUGCCUUUCUGUCAAGACUGUUUCAUGCCUGAGUGGCUGAGGGCGGUCAUUAACUGGCUCGGAUACUCCAACUCACUUUUGAACCCCAUCAUAUACGCGUACUUUAACAAAGACUUCCAAAACGCGUUUAAGAAGAUCUUGAAAUGCAAGUGUAUUAGACAGUGAACGAUGCCGUUUAACGGAUGCUAAUAUGCAGAUAUUGAUUGUUAAAGAACUGCUCUAUGAAAGGACCCAGAGCGGGACAGUACAGCACAAGAAGAGGUAGAGCUCUGUCCUUGUGUAUUUGUUUAUCUGUGAAGUUUAUCUGCUUCCGCCACACACACACACACACACACACACACACACACACACAAAACGUGCAUACACAACUGGAUGGAUUCAGGUUAAACCAGGACUCUCAGAGCAGUCGUGCGCAUCCAAUAAUAAAGCCCUUAAACAAACAAAAAAUUGAAAUGUUUUUUAUUUUACUGUGUAUGAUGAAAGCCACCUUUCCUCGAGCAGGGAGCUGUGGUGGGACUGUAAGCACACAGAGAUGUCAAGAUCCAGCAGAUCAUUUAUGUAGAAAAAUGUAAUGUGAAACCAUUUCUCAUUUCUAUUUGUUUUCAACAGUUUUCUUAUAUGACAUGGACCGACUGGAAACACCUCGAAAUAAAACAUAAAUCUAGAUCAUAAAAAA